Messenger RNA from Procambarus clarkii (red swamp crayfish), 1936 nucleotides. RefSeq names its product aminoacylase-1. The record is from RefSeq and is a predicted model, not a curated record. NCBI's taxonomy places the organism in Eukaryota, Metazoa, Arthropoda, Malacostraca, Decapoda, Cambaridae. Gene Ontology annotation, biological process: amino acid metabolic process. Gene Ontology annotation, molecular function: aminoacylase activity. Gene Ontology annotation, cellular component: cytoplasm.
GAGGAGACUGACUUGGACUGAGGUUAGUAACUGCCGGAGGGGGAAUUAUGUCAGUCACUAUGACAUUCUAACGGUCAUUUCUGUCCGGUAAUUGUGUCCAGUCCAGCGUGAGUGUCACUCUUGACAGCGAUGGCGGACGAGGAACAUCCUGCCGUUACCAAUUUCCGCAAUUAUAUUAGGAUCAAGACUGUUCAACCUGAUCCAGAUUACGAUGGAUGUAUUGAGUAUUUACGGGGCCAGGCCCAGGAGCUGGAGGCAGCGCUGCAGGUCGUGGAGUGUGUACCCGGCCGGCCGGCUGCCAUCAUGACUUUGUUAGGAGGCGACCCAAGCUUGCCGUCGCUUCUCCUCAACUCCCACACCGAUGUUGUUCCUGUGUUUCCGGAACACUGGAAAUACGACCCUUUCAGUGCACACAAGGAUGAAAAAGGGGACAUUUAUGGACGAGGAACUCAAGAUAUGAAAUGUGUUGGAAUCCAGUAUUUGGAGGCUCUUAAACGCUUAAAAAAAGAGGGACACAAAUUCCUUCGCACUAUUCAUCUGACUUUUGUACCCGAAGAGGAAAUAGGCGGAGCUGAUGGUAUGGGACGACUUGUUGAGAUGGACGUGUUCAAGAAGAUGAACGUUGGCUUGGCACUUGAUGAGGGCUAUUCAAGCCCAACCGAGAAAAUUGAAGUUUUUUACGGCCAAAGGAGUCAAUGGAAAACAACGAUCACGUGUAAAGGCCAGCCAGGACAUGGCUCGCAGUUCCUUCCAAAUACGGCAGGAGAGAAGAUGCGUCGUGUCAUCAAUUCUUUUCUUGGUUACCGCGAAGAACAGCUACAGAAACUGAAGAAUAACUCUAACCUUAAACUGGGUGAUGUGACAACUAUAAAUCUCACUGUCCUUAAGGGUGGUGUACAAACCAAUGUUGUACCAGCAGAACUAUAUGCGGAAUUUGAUGUGCGUAUUUGUGCAUCAGAUAUAGAUACAUUUGAAGAAAGGAUCCAAGCUUGGUGUAAAGCAGCUGGGGAAGACGUCUUGUAUGCAGUUAAACAGAAGAUUAUGAUAAAAGAACAGACGUGUGUGGAAGAUGGAAAGAAUCCCUGGUGGGAUGCCUUCUCUGCUGCCUGCAAAAAAGAGAAUGUACAGCUGGAGAAGAGCAUAUUUCCUGCAUCUACAGACAUGAAAUACAUUCGAAGGGCUGGCAUUGACGCUUUGGGAUUUUCUCCAAUGAAUCACACACCACGUCUGCUGCACGACAAUGACGAGUACUUGAAUGAGAAGAUAUUCCUUCGUGGCAUAGAUAUAUAUUAUUCAAUUAUACUAAACCUGGCAAGCCUAAAACCUUUCUAAGAAUCAGUUGGACUUUCUGUCUAAUACUUUUGUGAACUUGAACUUGUUUAAGUAUUCUAGUAAUAUGAACUCAAGAAAAUUAGGAGGGGUUGGGGAGGGAAACCUUUGACAGGCUGUUGGCUUCCUGUCCCUGUCAAAACUGCUUGAUUGAUGGGGAGGAGAGCCCUUUGGUAAAUUAAAUAUAGAAGAAUUUAGCCAACUAAAUUUAAUCAACUUUUAUUAAUAACUCUAUGGCAGUUUUUAAUAUACAAUGUGUGACAAAGAUGCAUUGUACAAUAAUCAUACAUACUGUAUAUACUUUGAUUAAUUUAAAUGUUACUGUAGAUCAUGUUUGUACAUAAUCUACAUGAAAACAUGUAGAAUCAAACUUAAACAUGAAAUAAUUCUAUUUCAUUAUAUCCAUAUAUAUAUAUAUAUUAUAUCCAAUAUCACUAUUUCAAUAUUAUAAAUGGUUAUAUUACCAAGGAUGUCUGCUGGAUCAAAUUUGUAUAUCCUUUUUUAUACUGUACUAUCAGUGUAGCACUACUGUACUGAUGCCACAGUCUUCCAAUAUUAUAGUUUAAAAAUUUGUACAGUAUAAAUAUAAUUAUUUGAGCAUACUAGA